AUGCAGGGCUUUAACAGAUACUAUCCUCCGGAUUAUGACCCUAAGAAGCACCGAACUCUUAACGACUACCACGGGAAACAUGCACUAGGAGAUAGAGCACGGAAGAUUGACCAAGGAAUCCUCAUCACUCGUUUCGAGUUACCCUUCAAUAUCUGGUGUGGAACAUGUAACGCGCAUAUUGGAAUGGGCGUCCGUUACAAUGCCGAAAAGCGCAAGGUUGGGAUGUAUUACACCACGCCAAUAUUUGCUUUCCGGUGUAAAUGCCAUCUCUGCUCCGGCUGGUUCGAAAUCCAGACAGACCCAAAGAACACGCGGUAUGUCGUAACCAGUGGUGCGCGCCAGAAGGACGAAGAGUGGAAUCCCGAAGAGGCAGGAGGAUACGCGAUACACGAAAACGACCCGAGUAAAGCCGGGCCCAUCGACCCACUAGCACAAGUGGAGAAGACGGCAGAAUCUUCCCGUUACGCCCGUGAAGUUGGGGCUCCAAGAAUCGAGUCACUCCAAGAGCUAUCAGAGACAUACAAUGCCGACCCCUACGAACUCUCCAAACGCGUUCGAAAGCAAUUCCGGGAAGACAAGAAGAUUGAGAAACGGAAACGGGAGGAUGACGACUCGUUCAAGGACAAGUACGCUUUACCGUCGACGUUGAAACUUGUAGACGAGGCGGACAUACGGGAGGAAGCGAGCACAAAGUGGGCACAGGAGAGAGGAGAGUGGGAAGUUCUGGAGCGCAGCAAAAGAAGGCGGACAAUGGCGGAGAUGGGACGAGCUCCUAAACAAGAUGGAACACUUGCGACAUCGCUCCUCUCGGGGGCGUUGAAGAGGCAGGACCCGUUCUCAGCGCUGGAAGCAAGCCUUUGA
Serendipita indica DSM 11827 is the source of this 861-nucleotide messenger RNA. NCBI's taxonomy places the organism in Eukaryota, Fungi, Basidiomycota, Agaricomycetes, Sebacinales, Serendipitaceae. The record is from the annotation of a GenBank genome assembly.